Molecule: messenger RNA, 2090 nt
Organism: Pezoporus flaviventris
Lineage: Eukaryota; Metazoa; Chordata; Aves; Psittaciformes; Psittacidae
Gene: SLC25A32
Product: solute carrier family 25 member 32
Exons: 8
Coding region: 1-966 (321 amino acids)
Biological process (GO): folate import into mitochondrion; nucleotide transport
Cellular component (GO): mitochondrion
Molecular function (GO): FAD transmembrane transporter activity; folic acid transmembrane transporter activity
Source: RefSeq, a predicted model, not a curated record
AUGAGCGCUCCGGGGUCCGCGUGCUCCGUGCGCGAGCCGGUAGCGGCCCCGCCGCCCGCGCCGUCCCUGCUCCGCCACGUGCAGCUGGAGAACCUGGCGGCGGGGCUCAGCGGCGGCGUCCUCUCCACCCUCGUGCUGCACCCCCUGGACCUCGUUAAGAUCCGCUUCGCAGUAAAUGAUGGAUUGGAGCUGAGGCCAAAAUACAAUGGGAUUCUGCACUGUAUGACCACUGUCUGGAAGCAUGAAGGACUACGAGGCUUAUAUCAAGGGGUAACGCCAAACAUGUUGGGAGCAGGGGCUUCCUGGGGACUUUACUUUUUCUUUUACAAUGCCAUCAAAGCUUACAAGAAGGAAGGGAAGCUGGAAAGUCUUAGUGCAACUGAACACCUAGUGUCAGCUGCAGAGGCUGGAGCCAUGACUCUCUGCAUUACCAACCCAAUAUGGGUAACAAAGACGCGACUCGUGCUACAAUAUAAUGCUGGUGUCGACCCAUCAAAACGACAAUACAGAGGAAUGUUUGAUGCUCUUAUAAAGAUAUACAAGGUGGAAGGUGUACGUGGCUUAUACAAGGGAUUUGUGCCUGGUCUGUUUGGAACUUCACAUGGAGCACUUCAGUUCAUGGCAUAUGAGGAUUUGAAACUGAGAUACAACAAGUACAGAAACAGAGUGUCAGACACAAAAUUGAACACUGUGGAGUACAUAAUGAUGGCAGCUGUAUCCAAAAUUUUUGCUGUGUCAGCAACAUAUCCCUAUCAGGUUGUGCGAGCUCGUCUUCAAGAUCAACAUAAUACGUAUUCUGGUGUGUUUGACGUGAUCCGCAGGACAUGGAGGAAAGAAGGAAUUCAUGGAUUUUACAAAGGAAUUAUCCCCAAUGUGAUCAGAGUGACUCCUGCCUGCUGCAUUACCUUUGUUGUUUAUGAAAAUGUGUCUGGUUUUUUACUUGGUUUUAGGAAAGAAAGUAGUUAAAGGUCUUAACUGUUGGUCAGAUUCCACUCCUACAGAGGUGGAUAACUUCAUAUAAAAGCAACUCUGGGGUCUGGCAGAACUUUCUUAAAUCUUUAUCUGAGUUUCAUGAAGAAACAAGCAAGGUCUUCUGAAUCCACCUCUGUGUUUUGUCAGAUUUUAGGAUAUAGAGUGCUCCAGAUUCCAUUGCUCAUCCAACACGAAAAACACUGCCUUGGUGGGGUGCAGUUUGGAAACUCAGAAUUGUUUUGUAAAACAGCUGUCCAUUCUUGGGUUUGAAUAACUGCCAGUCUGAUGAACCCAGUUCUGGUCUCAUACCAGACAGACUUGCAUUGUGGUUUUUGGCUUGCUUUUAGCACCAGACCAAAGUAUAUGUUGUGUGCAUCGCUGGCCACUUACUGAAUUCAUUUUCUCUCUUGUCCCUGCCUGCCCUCUCUCUCAACCCCACCCUGCGACAUUCUGUCUGUUACUGAUACAUCUGACCAAAUAUUAGUAAGUAAAGGUGUAUUUGAAUGUAGGUUUACGUUUCAAACAGUUUUGUUUUCUAGUAAUCCCAUAGUGAUGCAGUUUUCAAACCAGUGUUGCAACAAACAUGAACAUGCUUAUUUUCAAUAAUAUUUUCUGGGAAAAGGAAAUACUCUUAAGUGGUAAAAAAAAUACUGUGCACAGGACUUAAAAAAUGAUCAUUAAUGUCUUCUGAUUUAGUCUAAGGAAAAGGACUGUAAGGAUAUAUUGAUUGCUAAUUUAACGAUAAACUAAAUUACAAUACAUCUCAGUAAAUUUGUAUAAUAAUGAUAUUUAUUGGUAUGCCAAUAAUUGCUGUCAACUAUAUGAAUUUUUUUGAGAUUUGGGUUUGUUUUAUUUUUUAGUUCUUCUUUAAGAAGAUGCAUUACUGGCCAUUACUAACAACUGCCUCUGCUGUUAGUAGGAAGUUAUUAAGAAGUAUGUAGAAAGCAUCACUUAACUAAGGAGGAAGUAAGUUAGCAAAAAUCAUUCCAUGGGGUGGGGGAAAUAAUCAGUUUCAUAAGGAGUGAAGGAUACUAUCUCGCAAAACACCUGAAUACAGAGAAGUUCCCUGUUUAACAGAAAGCUGGCCUAAAGUAGAAACAAGCAUUUUCAUAAAAAAA